Molecule: messenger RNA, 1047 nt
Organism: Eremothecium cymbalariae DBVPG#7215
Lineage: Eukaryota; Fungi; Ascomycota; Saccharomycetes; Saccharomycetales; Saccharomycetaceae
Gene: AIP5
Product: Aip5p
Exons: 1
Coding region: 1-1047 (348 amino acids)
Source: RefSeq, a predicted model, not a curated record
AUGCGAGGCAUCCCAGAAGGUACUGAUGACCGUCUCUCAAAUCCGCCCAGUGAAAUGGAUGAGAGAAUGCCUGAAGUCAAUCAAACCAUAAAAGAAACCACCGCGCCCGCCACGCAGGAUGCUGUUGUUGCAUGCAGCGACGACUCUUGUGAGGCGGCCGCCCAACAAAAAGAGAUAGAUCUAGACGGAAAUGGUUCACAACAGCAAGUUGUGGGGCACAAAGAGAUGGAUCUAAUAAAAGAGCCGAGUUCACAACAGGAGGUUGCAGACGAAGACGAAGAUCUACCAGAUGAGGAGAGUCGAUCCAGUGUGGUUUCGCGAGCAAUGGCUGUUCCAGCUGGUUCGGAGACAACACUAACUUCUGCCCUGGAGGAUCGAACUGCGCCGAUUGAAGUAACCACUGCCUUGGCAGUGGAGACACCGCUGGAGAACCAGAGGACCUCACCACCACCGUCUAGUGAGGUAACUGCAGCCCAGCAGAAUGCUGAGCAGACCCGAGUGCCUAAGGAUGCGAAGGAAGCUUGUAGCACGGCUGCCGAGAAAGAAACUGAAAACACCGUCGACAACACCGCCAAGGCACACCACUCCACGCCUGCCCCCCCAAGCCCAAAACUAAGAGUGGCAAAACAAAACCCCCCCGCUCCCCGCAAAGAGCACAGAACAGACAUCACCCAAGAUAUAGACGACUUCCUCAAAGAAUUGUCCCUAAACGACACUACUGCAAACGACAUCAUAUCCCAACUUAACAACGAAGAAAACAAAGAUAUCAAAGACAAACCUAUUUAUCUAAUAACCUCCCUAGCAGGCGGCGGCUUCCACAUGCCGUCCAGAACUAACCGCCUGGCCACCAUUCUAACUGCUAACCAAAUCGUCUUCCAAUACCGCGACUGCGGCAGCGACGACGACGCCAGACACUGGUGGAAAAAACAAGCAAAGGGCAGAACCCUCCCUGCCAUCAUGGUGGGCAAUUCCAUAGUAGGAAAUUGGCAAGAAAUUGAAGAAGCUAAUGAAGAAUGGAGAGUGCGUGGUAUCUGUGGCCUAGAAUAA